Chlamydomonas reinhardtii is the source of this 1832-nucleotide messenger RNA. RefSeq lists its product as uncharacterized. The coding region runs from base 517 to 681 and encodes 54 amino acids. The transcript has a single exon. NCBI's taxonomy places the organism in Eukaryota, Viridiplantae, Chlorophyta, Chlorophyceae, Chlamydomonadales, Chlamydomonadaceae. The record is from RefSeq and is a predicted model, not a curated record.
ACUCGGAGGAAACUCCGAAGUCGAACAAUUGAGGCUGUUCUUAGUCUUUUUGCUCUUGUGAGUACUUCGCGACUAGUGUCAGUUCUUCAUCGCCUUGCGAAGCGCGCGGUAAGCGUCGGAGCUCAGGUCCUCUUGCAGCUGAGCCGCGGGCAGCCAUUCAGCCUUGGGAAAUCCUUUAAAUCUCACCAAAAAUUACAAAUUUGCUGUCCUCGAGGCCACGCACCUGCUCGCGCUUGCCAUUCCUGCUGCCACGCUUGCCCGCAGGCUUGUUUGCAGGCGCAGCUGGUGGUGCCUCUUGAGCUUCAAUAGCGCGUGUAGCCUGCUGCUGAGUUGUGGCAAGAGCACGCGCAACACGCCGCACCUGGCGCUGCUCCUGUGCUGCCUCUGCCUGGCGCUUCACCCCGCCUGCUACCCUGUAGUCACUUCACGAACCAACAGCAUUUCUGACGGGCUAUGCAGGCGUCGCUUGCCCUCCACGGCGAAUCUAUAGCCCUUCUGCCGAGUCACGGUGUACAAAUGUCCUGUGCAUGGGUGGCCAUCUCCUUGUCGAACAGCCCCGUGCCCUCCAACAAUCGUACGCGGUCACCAGGCUUGAAGUCCCUUGUGCAGCGACAGCAUGAAGUCCACACCUGCGAAUGCCUCAUCAGAGGGCGGAGCUCCCCCACCACGCUAAAAAAGUAGCAUUGUUUUGCCCUGGGUACCGUGGGUGAGAGUGUGGCAAAGCUCGCCAGCGGCGGUGGCCCAGGUGGCCUUACCCAGAAGAUGCAAGCUCCUUGGUCUGCUUAGUGCUGCGUGCUGUUGUACAGGUCAGACACCUUGGGCAGGAGAUGCGAUAUCCCGCAUGCUACUUUCUGGGUGCUACUUUCUGGGUGGUCUGGUAUUCCUGACACGGGCUGUUUCAGAGCCGCUCAGUCUCUGGAGGGAUUUGCACAGGCCUCUGGAGGGCUCUGGAGGGCUCUGGACGGCUCUGAAGGGCUCUGGAGGGAUCUAAAGCCCUCUGAAGGGCUCUGAAGCGCUCUGCAAGGCUCUGCAGGGCUCUGCAGGGCUCUGCAGGGCUCUGCAGGGCUCUGGAGGCUGGUAACCGAGAAGGCCCCGAUGCGAUCCGCCCGAAGGGGCAAGGGGCAAGCACCACCUGUGCGCCCGGCCGCCCUGCAUGCUUGGCGGGUCAAUACCCUGUUGGCCCACUAUCCAGUUGCAAAGGCCGCGGCAACCCACAAGAUGCCGAAAGCCAGUUGAGGAGUUGAAAAACUCCGAAUGUUUGGCAGGUCGGCGGCACGCCGCACAGCGCACACCUACCAUGGGGCACAAACCCAGCCCAAGCCUAGCCGUCCACCGACCGCAAGCACUUACUGGCAUUCCACCACCAGCCCAUGUACCCCGCACCACUUCAACAACUCCAAGAGCCGCGAGGGGAAGGCACGGAUGCCAGUGCCUGGGGCACGCUGGGCCAGCGAAGUGCCGCCAUCCGUCCUAGUUGCUCAUCAAUGUACCCGUCCCCGUCACCGACCGCGACACGCAACAUGUCGGAUAAGAUGGCUGAGCGCGGCUCAGUAUGAGUCUGGCGCGCAUGCGGUCUGCGCGUCGAAGAGGACAUCCGGCACACAACUUGUGUGACACAAGCGAGCACCGGCAAGCAAAGCCAAGUUUGGUACAAAGCAAGUUUAAGCAGUACAUUUGCCCAAGGCGUGCACUGCACUAUGCAUAUUAUCUUUAGUACAUGGUCGAUGUUUAGCCUCCGCAGUGGGACGGUGUACCGCGAUACUAUGAACUGUCAAAGAACAAAGGAAUAUCAGAGGGUACAUAGCACGCGUGUGCGAGGAGAACUAGGAAAA